This is a messenger RNA of Triplophysa rosa, 1914 nucleotides long. Its product is annotated as zinc finger matrin-type protein 4-like. Gene Ontology annotation, cellular component: nucleus. Gene Ontology annotation, molecular function: nucleic acid binding; zinc ion binding. The record is from RefSeq and is a predicted model, not a curated record. Lineage: Eukaryota; Metazoa; Chordata; Actinopteri; Cypriniformes; Nemacheilidae. The transcript is spliced from 8 exons. Bases 35 to 919 code for a protein of 294 amino acids.
AGUUGGUGUUGUUUGUUUGUGGAGACAGCAGCCAAUGAGCGCGUCGCGGGGCGGAGACUCCUCGUUUAACGUGCACGUGAAUAGCGGAUGUGGAUGCAGUAGCAGCACGUCUCAGCAUCAUUUAACAUCACUCUCAAUGGACUUUACACUCUCCCCUCAUCUCACUCUGCAUCCCCAUCACUCGCACCAGGGCUACAGUCUGGAAUUACAAUCAACAUACUUUCACUUCUCCAUGAAGUCUACAGAGGUGGAUGCAGGGCUCUUCACUGACAGCUACUGCAGAGUGUGCAGCGCUCAGCUUAUCUCUGAGUCACAGAGAGUCGCCCACUAUGAGAGUCGAAAGCAUGCAAACAAGGUUCGGCUGUAUCACAUGUUACACCCGGCGGAUGGGGGCUGUCCUGCAAAGAAGCUCCGGACAGACAAUGGAAGUUCAGAGGGAGACGUGGAUAAGAACAAAUGUUGCACGCUGUGCAAUAUGUCGUUCACUUCAGCUGUCGUGGCCCAGUCGCACUACCAGGGCAAGAUCCACGCCAAGAGAUUGAGACUACUGCUGGGGGAGCCACCUGCCAUCAUAUCUAAAGAGGUGACAUCUAGUUCAGAGCAUAUGGUGACUGAAGUCUCCUCAGGAUGUCCUUCCAGGCAGGGCAGACUCUCACAUCGCUACUGCCAGAUGUGCAAAGCCUGGUUCAACAACCCCGGCAUGGCCAGACAACACUACGACGGCAAGAAGCACAAGAAAAACGCAGCCCAAGCAAACCUCCUCGCUCAGCUGGGCAAGAAUCUGGAGAACGGAGAGGAACUGAACGGCCUGAAGCGGAGUCACACAUGUGACGUCUGCCAUGUCACACUCAACUCUGUAGCACAAUACCAUGCACAUCUGCAAGGCUCCAAACACCAGAACAACUUGAAGACCAAAUGAACUUUGAUGGAACACCGAGGGUCCUUAAAUACAACAACGAUACUCUUGAAACCAUCUAAGGGUCUGUCUGCCCCUCUGAGUUAAACUUAUGUUACAACAAGACAGAAGACGAAUUUAAAUGUCUUUGUGGUAUGGACGCUACCAAUACAGAAGAUACUCAGACUUGGAUGGAUUAUGAGAAACCACAGUGCAUUUGAGUAAAUUUGUAAAUAAGAUUGUGAACCCUGAACAUUAUAAAGUAUUUAUUUAAAGCAUGUAGAAUGGACACAAUUAUGGCAUUCAUAUUAUUAUUAAUGUGGUGCUGCAUUUGUUAAAAAACAAUAAUUUAUUUUGUUUAUAUGUUUUACUUUAAAUGAAUGUGUCAGAUCUGAAGAUUCUGUUUAGGAGUGAAAAUGACCGUAUCUUCUUUGUGAUAUUUUGUACAUAACUAUCAGGAGGUACUGCUCUCUAAUGGUAAUAAAAGCGAAUGUUUGGAUAUCUCGAGGUUGCGUUUAACACGAAGGUAAUGGACCAAAGUAAAGUAAUUGUUAUAAAACCUCUUUAAAACACUUUUCUUUGAAAUCCAAUCAUAAACAUGCAUUUCAUUGCUUUAGCUUCAUCAAGACAUUCUAGUCAUUAUUGUUCCUGCUAAAAGUUCAGAAUAUGCUUUUCAAUGCUUGCAAUAAAAGUGCAUUACAAAAUGGUAUUAUAAUGAGCUACAGUCUCAAAUGUAUGUAGUCUCAAAGAAAGAACACCUUGAGGUAGUGAGUCAUGCAUUCUUCAGAUGAAGUUAUUAGUGUGCUCGGGUUAUUUUGGGGAGUGUCUUUGAUGGGGUCAUUUUGCUUUCGCAAAGAACUAAAGACUGAUUUUUCUUGUGCAGCAAUGUGUCAUAGCCUAAAAAAGGGAAUUAUUCCCACAACGACCACUAGAAGUGUUUUAAAUGAAGCCGUCACUCCAGCUUUGUUUACUUGCAAUUGUUUUGUCUGUUUGAAUGGCUUCCUAGAGAAUAAAGACAU